AUGGACAAUACCUGGUGCGUUGUCCCGGUGACCAGCGAUAUAAUGACAGCAACCUGGCUCCUCGAAUACAUCAUGUGUUUUGUUGAUUCCCGCGUAUGGGCUGGACGGCUGUCGUACUCAACCAGGACACACCAUCUAGGAGCUGAUGGGCGUGCUCACCCAACAUCGUUUACGCGCAUUCCGCACUGUCACAACGUCAGCAUACCCGGACCAGCAGGCAUCAUGCUAGUUCUUUUGGACGAGAGCACCACCGCGAGCAAUAACCACCUACCAAUCCUGCGUCCCGCCGGGGUCAAUGUGAACCCAGGGUCGCCUUAUGUUCAGAGAUUUGACAGUUCCAAUUACCUUGUCGACAUGACAGCCCUCUUGCACAACUUACUUGAUGACUCCGAGCUAUCAUCUCAACGCAUGUGUUGGGCUCUGGAGUGGAUAGAGGCCAACAUGUGCACUGACAUGGCCUUCCAACUUGCAUUUUCACUGGCUUCUGAACUCUCUGCUGGCUUGCCGGAAUCCCCCACUUUGGAGGUUGCACCUGAACCUAAUCACCGAUACCAACACCCCCUAAAUGGUGCGUGGACGAUCGUGAGCCCCCUCCUCCAGUACAGCCAGAGCACCGCCCGCGUAGAGCACCGUGCAAUAGUGGAGGAUGACCGUGUGGUUGCGUACUCAUCACAUUGGCAGUCUUUCGAGCUGGAAGCCGAUAGACCACAGUAUCAGUGCCACACUGCUCACUCCGUGUAUCGCGUGAUGCUGGCGCUUGGUCUAAUCGAAAAGAACGAUUAUAAAAUGGAAUUGAGGACAGUGGGUGGAUUGCAAUCAAUGCUCGUGUUGAAGGCGGCCGCUAUCACUUUAUCCGUCGCCCUCUACCUUACGCACAAUGACAUGGACAGAUGGAUGUGGUCGUCACUGUACUCAGAAGGGACAAGUGGAGUGGUGUCCGCUCAGAACAAGCUUCGUACUGUCACGCUUAACUACGUCAUACCCUUAUCUGCACACCACCUAAUGCAGCGUGCUUCACGCACGGGGUCCACAGUCGGGCAAGACAUCACGGCGUAUUACGGCUUGGACAUCAAUCGCAACCAGUGGGCCCUUAGUAUCCCUAUGCCCAUAUUUGCGGUAUUACAAUGGGCUGCUAAAUUUGACAUUCGGGUGUACGCCGAAGUUGUCGGGGUUCACGGCAAUGUAAAGGAUAAUUAUUGCACCAUGCACGUAGAAGUCACCCCAAGCACCAGAUACACCAUGCCCUGGUACACUUCCACAGGAAACACCUUUUCACGCAUACCGCGCCUGCUCUCUAUACUCCCCAGGGGGACUCCAUCUUUCAUCCCAAUCUCUAUUGACGACUGGGCGGUGCAAACCCCCAACGCGUGGGCCCCGGAGCCUUUAACGAAUGGGUUUGUCUCUAUGGUGACAUGCACAUCUUUAAGAUACCACUAUCGAGACGUUGACGGCGCCGCUUCACUGUUAGUGCUCAAUCCUUCCAUCUCCAACGUCCCAUUCUCGCGCACCUUCUGGGGUGUGUCUCCUACGGAAUACCCGGAUCCGCCCAACCUGCCUUUUUUAUACAAGGCGGUAGCAAACGCGGGAACUGGGCAGCAGAGCGUGUCCCAAGUGGUGGAGCUGGAAAACAAAAAACCGCCCGGCCCUACCCAGGCCCGACCCUCCGACCCACCACCCAUGGCUCCCGAGGCAACCAAGACACCAAUGGUACCCCUGGCCACGGCGGGGGAGACCCAUCAUUAA
Molecule: messenger RNA, 1743 nt
Organism: Parnassius apollo (apollo)
Lineage: Eukaryota; Metazoa; Arthropoda; Insecta; Lepidoptera; Papilionidae
Source: the annotation of a GenBank genome assembly